AUGCUGAAAUCGCUUGCAAAGGUGUGCUCCUCAAAGAGCUUGUCAUGUGUUUGCUUGUGCCAACGAUAUAUUUCGUCGCAGGAAGUGUUCGACCGCGAAGCGAAAUACGGGGCUCACAAUUAUCACGCACUUCCGGUUGCGUUGACCAAAGGAAAGGGCGUGUACGUAUGGGAUGUCGAAGGCAAAAAAUAUUAUGAUUUUUUGUCAGCGUACUCGGCGGUCAACCAGGGGCAUUGCCACCCAAAGAUUAUUGAAGCACUCAAAACGCAGUGUGACAGCAUGACGCUUUGUUCACGGGCGUUUUAUGCGGAACCACUCGGUGAAUACGAACAGUUCAUCACGAAAUUGUUCGGUUACGACAAGGUGUUACCGAUGAAUACUGGCGUCGAAGCUUGCGAAUCUGCUGUCAAACUCGCCCGACGUUGGGGGUAUGACGUCAAGAAAAUCCCUCGCUAUCGAGCUGAGGUGAUUUUUGCUGCCGACAACUUCUGGGGACGUACCAUUGCGGCUGUUUCCGCCAGUACAGAUCCCGAAAGCUAUGGCGGUUUCGGGCCGUUUGUACCUGGAUUCAAAGUCAUUCCAUAUGACGACCUUGAGUCUCUUAAGAAAGAAGCAAGCAAUCCGAACGUGGCAGCAUUCAUGGUCGAACCGAUUCAGGGCGAAGCAGGCGUAAAAGUACCAUCGCCUGGCUACCUGCGAGGGGUGCGAGAGAUCUGCACUCAGAACAACAUUCUGUUAAUCGUCGACGAGGUGCAGACCGGCUUGGCGAGAACCGGAAAGCGACUCUGCGUUGACCACGACGCAGUAAGACCAGACAUACUUGUACUUGGCAAAGCACUCUCAGGCGGAACGUUUCCGGUUUCUGCCGUGUUGUGCGAUGACGAUAUAAUGCUAAACAUAAAGCCAGGUCAGCAUGGAUCGACCUACGGAGGGAACCCGGUCGCUUGCAAAGUAGCCAUUGCAGCUUUAAAGGUUAUCGAAGAAGAGAAACUGGCGGAAAACGCAGAGAAAAUGGGAGUGCUGUUCAGAAAACUGUUGAACAACCUGCCAAAAAGAGUGGUGAGCGACGUACGUGGCAAGGGGCUGCUGAAUGCGAUCGUCGUAAAACCAGAAUAUGAUGCAUGGAAAAUUUGCUUGCGGCUGAGGGACAACGGCCUCCUGGCGAAGAGCACCCAUAACGACAAAAUACGACUUGCUCCUCCGCUAAUAAUCACCGAGGAACAAAUCACAGAGUGCGCCAAUAUCAUUAACAAGGUGAUCUGUUCUGUCUGA
This is a messenger RNA of Soboliphyme baturini, 1272 nucleotides long. NCBI's taxonomy places the organism in Eukaryota, Metazoa, Nematoda, Enoplea, Dioctophymatida, Soboliphymatidae. The record is from the annotation of a GenBank genome assembly.